GAGCCGAAUCUUUUUUUAUUUUUUAUCGUGUCCGGGACCUCGAUAUCAGACAACGCGCUUCUAAAAUCCUGCCCACGGGGCGCAGGCGAUAUCCCCCUCGUCUUUUUCGCCGGCGUGGAAUAACCCCUUCAUUAUCGGACUUUAGGGCAAGGGGCAAAUCGGAGCAAGAGAAAGAGAACAAUCGAGUUCGCGCGAUGGAGGAGGAUUCAUCGGUUGGGGGUCGCGAUCCACGCCAAAGCCCCGCCCAUGCCCCAAAUCCCAAGGCGAAGUCCUGCAAGGGAUGCCUCUUCUACUCUUCUGUCCUCAAAUCCGAGGCCCGCAACCCCCUCUGCGUCGGCAUCACCAGGACCCUGCAACAAGUACCUAACUACAGCAUUGGGGAGUCAGAGAUUGAAGCUACUCAAGAAGAUCAUAGCCUGUCAGACUUCAAAUAUGCUUGUGUUGGUUACUCAGUAUUUUUAAAUAACAAAGACAGCUCUGUGGAGAAGGGAGAGAAGCAACCUGAGUUGCCAUUUUGUGCUGGCCUGGAGAUAUUAAUGGAUAGAAGACCGUCAACUGCUGAUCAUGUGCCUGCUCAUGCUCAUAGUAAGGAAGAUGCUCGAGUUCAUUCUCAUCCACAAGGUUACAGACCAACACAGUCAUCGGGGCAGGACUUUUUCAGCAAGUUUGCUAGGAACGCUGGACUGGUGGCUUCAGGCGUGGCAAAGAACCUUAUCAGAGUGGGCAACCAGAUUAAAGAUAACUUUGAUGACAUAUUGUAUGACCGCAGGCGUCCCAAGUAGAAACCUAACCUCAAAUGUACAAGCACAGCUGGAACUAUUCUUUUGCAUUUUGUAAUAGGUUUAUUUAAUAUUAUAAUUGCUAGAGAACAACUCCAAAUUGUAUGGACAUCAGAUCUAUGAUGUAUUGGACAUCACAUCUAUGCUGUAUUGGGUUGUUGAUCGUGGCAAGUGUUCCUGUCCUUUGUAAGGCUCCAUUUUAUAAUUUCAGAAGGGUAUGGACGUGAGAUCUAU
This is a messenger RNA of Phoenix dactylifera (date palm), 1013 nucleotides long. RefSeq lists its product as uncharacterized. Lineage: Eukaryota; Viridiplantae; Streptophyta; Magnoliopsida; Arecales; Arecaceae. The record is from RefSeq and is a predicted model, not a curated record.